Molecule: messenger RNA, 495 nt
Organism: Desarmillaria tabescens
Lineage: Eukaryota; Fungi; Basidiomycota; Agaricomycetes; Agaricales; Physalacriaceae
Exons: 5
Coding region: 1-495 (164 amino acids)
Source: RefSeq, a predicted model, not a curated record
AUGUCAAUCCAGCUGAUUUUGUUUUGUUUCCAUUUUGCUACUUCGACUGGCUUUAUUCUCGGUGGACCUCAAGGAAAUGCACCAGCUGUGCCUCUGCUGGCGUCAUGGACACCUCUUGGAUCAUUUACUAUUGGAACCAAUAGUAACCCAGAAAGCAUUGCUCUCACGCCGCCCAGCCCAUCAACUUCUACCAGUAGUCCUGAUUCCGGAAUUACUACCACUGUCUCAACAUCGUUUAUCUUUGGGAGUACUAAUGCAUCGAUCUUCAUCAAUCCUUUCGGGACAACACCCUCCAAACCUCCUUCCAGUUCCAGCUCUGCAGAAUCAACGACUCAAAGGUUCGUUUAUUCCCUGCUCCUUACACCACUCGUCACCCACAUUUCAACAGCUCCCUCCAAGCUACAGGAAGUAGUUUGGCUGGCGCUUCAUCAACUACCACCUUCCCAGCUGCAAAUGAAACUCAAUCCGCGUCUGUCACUUUCCCUUCUUUUCUAA